UGGGUGGCAGUGAGGAGGGGCGGAGGGAGGAAACUGGCUUCCUGAAGCCUUCUCAGCCCUCAAAGACAGACCGACAGACAGACAGACAGCUGGCAAGAGGCAGCCGGGGCGCCACACCUGCUUCACCCAGGACAGGGAAGCCACAGGGAGCUGCACGGAGAGCAGAGAGAGGCUACCGGGCCCCCUCCUGCUGCAGAAGAGUCGCUACCACCCACACCUGCACCAGGCCCACUGUCCCCUCACCUCUUCCUGUGGGCUUGGUCACUCCGACACCCCCACCGCCCCAGCCACUGUGACCCUAGCUCUGGGAGAUGGGAACUGCCUCCCCAGAGGAGAUGGUCCCCCUACCUCCAUGCCCCCCUCGUGCCCCAGCUGUCGCCUCACCAUGCACUGUCGCUCAAGGGCUUGGUGAGGCCAUUUCCUGUGACGGUUACAGAGGCGGGAGACGGGGGGAUGGGCAGGAGGAGGAAGGAAACACCCCCAGCCUACCUCCCUGGACAGAGACCCCAGAAGCCAGAAAUGAACUUGGGAGCGGAACUGCCAACAGCCAGGGGAGGACCCUGCCAGGGGCCAGCAGGCCGGCACGUCGGGGUCCCCAGCUAGACCCAGCCCUGCUGGAUGCCCCCAAUUCCUCCUUUGGGAGAAGGCCCACUGGUCAGCUCAUGAGCUUCCUCCUCUAGCGAACACACAUUUUAUAUUUCCUCCCUCGUCUCUGCGCCCUCGGACCCCAGCUCAGAGCCCCGUGCACUUCGGUCCCUUGCCUCUCCCCCGUCCUCUUCCUCCUGUUUUCCCGUCUCCAUCCAGUCUCUCCCCUGCAUCUUGCCCUUACUCUAACCCCAGGCUGCCCGCCCUCCUGGGUCCCACCAAAGAGAUCCUGUGCUUCCCACAGUGACAACGAGGCUACUCCGUGGGGAACAGAAGACACCCCAAGUAAAAGCAGAGCAGAAAGCUGCCUGGCAGGCAGGCCAGAGGUCAGCAGUGCAGGGCCCUGUCUUCCAGGCAGCGCUCAUGGCUGAGUGAGCCUCCCCGCGGCCCAGCACCCCACCCCAGCAUGGUCCAGGCCGGUGGGGGGCACUCCGGAGCACAGCUGCCGACUUUGUCUUUGGGGGCAGCCAUGACCCAGCCUCCACCCGCCAAGGCGCCAGCCAAGAAGCACGUGCGGCUGCAGGAGAGGCGGGGCUCCAAUGUGGCUCUGAUGCUGGACGUGCGGUCCCUGGGGGCCGUGGAGCCCAUCUGCUCAGUGAACACGCCCCGGGAGGUCACCCUGCACUUCCUACGCACAGCUGGACACCCCCUCACCCGCUGGGCUCUGCAACACCAGCCACCCAGCCCCAAGCAGCUGGAGGAGGAAUUCUUGAAGAUCCCUUCAAACUUCGUCAGCCCUGAAGACCUGGAUAUCCCCGGCCACGCCUGCAAGGACCGAUACAAGACCAUCUUGCCAAAUCCCCAGAGCCGCGUCUGUCUUGGUCGGGCACAGAGCCAGGAGGAUGGAGACUACAUCAAUGCCAACUACAUCCGAGGCUAUGACGGGCAGGAGAAGGUCUACAUCGCAACCCAAGGCCCCAUGCCCAACACGGUGUCGGACUUCUGGGAGAUGGUGUGGCAGGAGGAAGUGUCCACCAUUGUCAUGCUCACCCAACUCCGAGAGGGCAAGGAGAAAUGUGUCCACUAUUGGCCCACAGAAGAGGAAACCUAUGGACCCUUCCGGCUCCGCGUCCAGGACAGGAAAGAGCAUCCGGAAUACACUGUGCGGCAGCUCACCAUCCAGCACCAGGAGGAGUGCCGGUCGGUAAAGCAUGUCCUUUUCUCGGCCUGGCCUGACCACCAGACUCCGGAAUCAGCCGGACCCCUGCUGCGCCUGGUGGCUGAGGUGGAGGACAGCCCAGAGGCGUCUUCCCACUCCAGGCCCAUCGUGGUCCACUGCAGGGAUCGGCCGGACUGGCUGCUUCAUCGCCACCCGAAUUGGCUGCCAACAGCUGAAGGCCCGAGGGGAAGUGGACAUUCUGGGCAUCGUGUGCCAACUGCGGCUAGACAGGGGCGGGAUGAUCCAGACUGCAGAGCAGUACCAGUUCCUACACCACACUCUGGCGCUGUAUGCAGCCCAGCUGCCCACGGAGCCCAGCCCCUGACCCCUGCCACCCUCCACCAGCCCAGGCGCCAGCCCCACCUCGGGCCUGGGAAGGGGGGUCCAGGGAGAGUGGGCUGUGUGAUCCGGGCAACCCCUGGGUGGGCAUGGGGAAGGAGUGCCUCCCUAGCGGUGCCCACAGUCACAGGAAGCUGCAUCAGCAAGGACGAGGGGCCAGACUCCAGGUCUUCACCACUGGCCACUGCUCUGCUUCCUCUAGUGGCCCCAAAUGGACCUUAGGGGGACCCCCCCAUGUCUCUCUGAACUUAAAGAUGGCACUUAGGACAUGGAAAGAAAGCAGCCCAGGUAUCCUGGUCUCCUCUAAGAUGCUGUUUGUGGGCUUCAGUUUCCUCAUCUAUAGCACGGACAUUAAGUGCUUUGCUGCCAUGAGGGCAGGCAAUCAGAGAAGUUCCUAGAAGCCAUUCCAGCUGUCUCCCCUCCUGGGACUGGCAAGACAGUAAUUCCAAGAUCAUCCUCCAACUGGGCCCAGCCCAAGCACAGGCCAGAUGCAAGAGUGGGAAAAGUCCGGUCCUGAGCGCAAAGCCUCAACCUCCUAGCAGUGACUCCCUGGUCCCCCACCACACAUCUGAGAGGACUGGACCCCUCCCCUAUCAAAGAGAACAAGGGCUGAGAUUACCUUUGUUUCCACCCAUGUGUCCUGAGAGCAGGCCACAGAGGCAGCCAGGCCUGGCAGAUGAAAUCUCCUGGACUAUUCAGAGGCCGAGAGGGCUGCCCCUGACUCCAUAAUCGCCAACCACUCUCGAGCUGCUCUCCAGGGAGGCCCAGCCUUCUCUGCUUUGCUUCCAUGACCUCGAAUGAUACCUGAGCAUGCUGGGAGCACCAAAGAAAGAGGAGAGAAGAGGAGACGAAGAGCACAGUCUGACUUUAGAUAACCAAGCCCACCACCACCCUUCAUGCCCCGCAUUUGCAGAGUACACCUGGGGAGCUCGGCUGUCUCCAAAAGCAGUCUGGGUUGUAGCCACUCCAUGCAGGCACGGCAGCGCAGCUGAACUGGGACCCCUCACCAUGUGCUCCAGAGACCUAACCCCCUCAUUCAUCAACAGAAUUUCCAGGAUACCCCAGAUCUAUCUCAGGGCUGAACUAUAACCCCAGGGUUCAUCCCCCUUGAAUCUGAGACGGGCUGCCCAUUCUGAGAUGGGGGUAAGAUAAGGCACCAUUUCGCCUGGCACCCCACCCCUGAGACCUGCCUCGGCUGAUGCCAGUUCUCUGUGGAAACCCCCAAGGAGCCGAAUCCUGGACAACAGCUGGGCCUCCUCGCUCCUGAAGAACAUGCAGCGCCAAAGCUGAGGGGGGUUGCCUUCUGCUCAGCCUUACUGAGGAGCCCCUCCUGCUUCGUAGCCCUGGGGACGGACUCACCUGCACCUCCACCUGCCUGAGGCCCUGGGAGAGGCACAGCCGUCUGUGCCCGCGAAGCGAAGUGGAGGGCUCCCAAGUGCCUGAUCCUGCCCCGAGCUCAGACCCAGUCUGGAGGGAAGAAACUGCCCACCCCCACAGGCCCCACUCCUUGGCACCGUCACCCCAACCCUGUUUCUGAGCUCAGAGGGUACAAGCUCUGCACAGGUAACCAAGUGGGAAAAUAAAGACUUCUUGGAUGACUAA
Lemur catta (Ring-tailed lemur) is the source of this 3745-nucleotide messenger RNA. It is a transcript of the gene PTPN7, whose product is annotated as protein tyrosine phosphatase non-receptor type 7. Gene Ontology annotation, biological process: protein dephosphorylation. The transcript is spliced from 10 exons. The record is from RefSeq and is a predicted model, not a curated record. Lineage: Eukaryota; Metazoa; Chordata; Mammalia; Primates; Lemuridae. Gene Ontology annotation, molecular function: protein tyrosine phosphatase activity. Bases 1052 to 2365 code for a protein of 437 amino acids.